This is a messenger RNA of Ascochyta rabiei, 1020 nucleotides long. RefSeq lists its product as uncharacterized. The transcript has 2 exons. Gene Ontology annotation, molecular function: oxidoreductase activity, acting on single donors with incorporation of molecular oxygen, incorporation of two atoms of oxygen; ferric iron binding. NCBI's taxonomy places the organism in Eukaryota, Fungi, Ascomycota, Dothideomycetes, Pleosporales, Didymellaceae. The coding region runs from base 1 to 1020 and encodes 339 amino acids. The record is from RefSeq and is a predicted model, not a curated record.
AUGCUUUCUGGGACCCGAAUCAUCGUUAUUUUGACAUUGACGCUAGCCGCAGCAGCGCAUUCCCAGCAUCAUCUUUCUCCUCGCGAGGUUGCCGAAAAUCAUCAUAUCUCGAAGCGAUGUGCUUCUGCUGCAGGUAGCUUUGUUCAGGAGCGCAAGAAGAGGUCUAUAGCGAAAAGAAACGUCCUGAUGCCGCGGAACUCAAACGUCACUAUCCACACGGAGGGACCUCAUUUUUCCGCUAUCCAAAACAAUACCUGCAUAAUGAACCCGAAUAUCACACCCGGACCAUACUAUUGGCCCCGUUCGGAAACGCUUAGGCAGGAUAUGCGCGAAGAUCAGGCUGGUAUACCGCUUUAUCUUGAUAUCGGUGUCCUUGACACGAACACGUGCGAACCUGCACCCGAUGUUCUGCUUGAUUUGUGGCACUGCAACGCCACUGGAAGCUACUCGUCUUUUGAGAGUCUCUCUCCCAAUAUCCCCUUCCUGGAGCUUCUCAAGGAUCGCAACAUCACCAACAUCACUGACUUAGAUCUUCACACUGACGAUUCUACUUGGCUCCGGGGCAUGUGGCCAACUGACGCCAAUGGUGUCUCAGAGCUGGUCACUAACUACCCUGGCUUUUACGUUGGUCGCGCGAUUCAUAUCCACGUGCAAGCUCACACCGAUUGGGUGGUUCGCAACAACGGCACCAUCGUAGCCAGCAAUCUCGCUUCUACUGGACAGAUCUAUUUCGAUGAGGAGAUUACCGAGAAAAUCAUGGCCAUGGCACCAUACAACCAACACACAGAAAUUAACCGUACUACAAAUUCGGUCGACCUUCUUUAUCCUGAAGCAACAAAAGUAGGCUGGAACCCAAACAUUCAGAUAGAACCUCUAGAUGGUGUUGAUGUUGCGAACGGUAUGAUUGGAUACAUUACAUUUGGUGUAAAUGUUACUGCGACCAGCCCCCAGGUUCCAUUCUUGAACAGUACUCAGCUCUCAUAUCUUUUGAGCCUGGAAAGCCCAACGCCUGCCCCUUAA